Messenger RNA from Ctenocephalides felis (cat flea), 314 nucleotides. Its product is annotated as hydroxyacylglutathione hydrolase-like protein. Gene Ontology annotation, molecular function: hydroxyacylglutathione hydrolase activity. NCBI's taxonomy places the organism in Eukaryota, Metazoa, Arthropoda, Insecta, Siphonaptera, Pulicidae. The record is from RefSeq and is a predicted model, not a curated record. Bases 7 to 219 code for a protein of 70 amino acids. The transcript is spliced from 2 exons.
CAUGCCAUGUCUGUGCUUGGAAGUUUACCUGAUGAAACGAAAGUGUUUUGUGGUCAUGAAUAUACAAUGCAAAACUUAAAAUUUGCCAAAAAAGUAGAUCCUACAAACAAACAAGUAGAGCAAGCUAUAAAAUGGGCAUCGGAUUUGAGAAAUAAAAACACACCAACGGUUCCAUCUAGUAUUGCUAAAGAAAAAAUGAUAAAUCCUUUUAUGAGGUGAUGAUGUUUGUGUACAACAAUAUGCUGGACAUACGGGGUGCAAAGUACGAACCAUGGCUGAAAUUCGAAGACAGAAAGACUCAUUCAGUGGUUAAC